UGUGAAACAGGAAUUGCAUCUUCUGAGGUGAGUGAAGACACCACAAGCUUAUUGGAUACAGUACAAGUGUUUGAUUUGAAUGGGAAUGGUGUACCAAUUUCUGAUUUGUGGAAAGAUAGGAAAGCAGUUGUUGCAUUUGCUCGUCAUUUCGGAUGUGUUCUUUGUCGCAAACGUGCUGAUUAUCUUGCUGCAAAGAAGGAUAUAAUGGAUGCAGCUGGUGUGGCACUUGUUCUAAUUGGACCAGGUAGCGUAGAUCAGGCAAAAGCAUUCUCUGAGCAAACAAAAUUCAAAGGAGAAGUGUAUGCAGAUCCCAGCUACUCAUCAUACAAAGCGUUGAGAUUUGUUUCUGGGGUUUCGACUACAUUUACUCCUGGGGCAGGUCUGAAGAUUAUACAGGCAUACAUGGAAGGUUACCGACAGGACUGGGGGCUGUCCUUCAAAAAGGACACCAGGACAAGAGGCGGCUGGUAUUGAACCAUUUAAUGAAUCUAUUGUCUUGAUGUUAUUCAAUAGCCAUCACUUUGCAUAAGUUAG
Messenger RNA from Camellia sinensis, 534 nucleotides. NCBI's taxonomy places the organism in Eukaryota, Viridiplantae, Streptophyta, Magnoliopsida, Ericales, Theaceae. The record is from RefSeq and is a predicted model, not a curated record.